AUGACACCCAGUGAUCAAAUGCUGCCACCGAUCGUCAUUACGUUGGAUACUUCUUCGCCGGAACUCGGCGCACCGUCAGCAUCUCCGAUGCCGAAUCCGGUGAAGACACGAGUGCUGUACUGUCGAAAAUGUGAAGGUCACGGAGAGAAAGUGAUCCUGAAGAAUCACGCACCAAGCUGCCCCGCCGAACAGAUAGUUGACUUGACAGAAGACGCUGCUGGUAUCGCCGUCGGCCCGCGUGCUAUUCAUGACUAUCUCGGGCAGGCUCAAUGCAGUAGCGUUUUCACUCGAGUUCGAAUCGUCGGUUUAGAUUGA
Ostertagia ostertagi is the source of this 315-nucleotide messenger RNA. The record is from the annotation of a GenBank genome assembly. NCBI's taxonomy places the organism in Eukaryota, Metazoa, Nematoda, Chromadorea, Rhabditida, Trichostrongylidae.